This is a messenger RNA of Striga asiatica, 2235 nucleotides long. NCBI's taxonomy places the organism in Eukaryota, Viridiplantae, Streptophyta, Magnoliopsida, Lamiales, Orobanchaceae. The record is from the annotation of a GenBank genome assembly.
UUAGUAGUUUUGCAGUCUUUUGCUGUUGUAAUGGCAUCAACAGCUGGAGCCACAGGAUGGCUGAGGGGAAUAGUGAAAGGUGUUCCAUCUGGCGACAGCUUGGUGAUAAUGGGCAACUCCAAAGCCGAGAUUCCUCCAGAGAAGACGAUCACUUUAUCAUCUCUAAUGGCUCCCAAGUUGGCUCCCCGUAGAGGUGGUCUUGAUGAACCGUUUGCAUGGGAGAGCAGAGAAUUUUUAAGGAAACUUUGCAUUGGGAAGGAGGUGACUUUCCGGGUGGAUUACACUGUGCCGUCCAUCAAUCGGGAAUUUGGUUCUGUUUUCCUUGGAGAUAAGAAUGUGGCUUUGCUGGUGGUUGCUGCAGGCUGGGCAAAGGUUAGAGAACAAGGUCAGCAGAAAGGAGAAGCUAGUCCUUUCUUGACAGAGUUGUUACGACUUGAGGAACAGGCUAAGCAGCAAGGCCUAGGUCGUUGGAACAGGGUGCCUGGUGCUUCUGAAGCCGCCAUUAGGGAUUUGCCUCCUUCAGCUGUCAGUGAUUCUAGUAACUUUGAUGCUAUGGCUUUAUUGGCCGCUAAGAAAGGUAGCCCUUUGGAGGCUAUUGUUGACCAGGUUCGCGAUGGGAGCACAAUUCGUGUUUAUUUGCUGCCAGAAUUUCAGCAUGUUCAAGUAUUUGUUGCUGGUAUCCAGUCUCCAUCUGCGGGCAGAAGGGCUGCAUCAGAAUCUGUUGUUGGUACAGAGGUAGCCUCUAAUGAACAAAAUGAAGACUCAACAGCUGAAACUCGUGCUCCCCUAACAUCCGCACAGAGAUUAGCUGCUUCUUCAGUGCCUAUGGUUGAAGUUCCUGCUGAUCCAUAUGGGAGAGAAGCCAAACAUUUCACAGAGAUCCGUGUGCUGCACAGAGAUGUGAGGAUUGUAUUGGAAGGUGUUGACAAAUUCAGCAAUUUGACUGGUUCGGUGUACUAUCCUGAUGGUGAAUCAGCAAAGGAUUUGGCUCUCGAGCUGGUUGAAAAUGGUUUGGCUAAGUAUGUUGAGUGGAGUGCUAGCUUGCUGGAAGACGAAGCCAGGCGGAGGUUGAAAACCGCUGAACUUCAAGCAAAGAAGUCUAGAUUAAGAAUCUGGACCAAUUAUGUUCCACCUGCCACAAAUUCGAAGGCCAUUCAUGAUCAAAACUUCACAGGAAAAGUUAUUGAGGUCGCAAGUGCUGAUUGCAUUGUUGUUGCUGAUGAUUCCUUGCCAUUCGGAGAUCCAGCUGCCGAGAGACGAGUCAAUCUGUCAAGCAUUCGGGGCCCUAAAAUGGGUAAUCCGCGUAGAGAUCAAAAACCUGACCCAUAUGCUCGUGAUGCCAAGGAGUUUCUCAGAACCCGUUUGAUUGGCCGACAAGUGAAUGUUUCUAUGGAGUAUUCCAGGAAGGUUAGCUUGGCAGAAGGACCAGGUGCCUUACCGGGGUCAACAGACUCAAGAGUGAUGGAUUUUGGGUCCGUUUUUCUUCUCAAGGAUGGGGAUGCUGCUGCUGCUUCUGGAGCUGGCAGCCACCAAGGUGGAGUGAACAUAGCUGAGCUUUUAGUUGCUCGUGGGUUUGCAACUGUUGUUAGGCAUCGGGAUUUUGAGGAGCGGUCUAAUCAUUAUGAUGCGCUCCUUUCUGCUGAGUCGCGUGCAAUUUCCGGAAAGAAAGGCAUGCACUCUGCCAAGGACCCUCCCGUGAGGCAUGUGACAGAUUUGCUAACGGCUUCUGCAAAGAAAGCGAGAGACUUUCUACCCUUUUUGCAACGUAAUAGGAGGAUGUCUGCCGUAGUCGAAUAUGUUCUAAGUGGACACCGAUAUAAAAUUGAUAUCCCUAAGGCAACAUGCAGUAUUGCGCUCUCGUUGUCUGGAGUUAGGUGUCCAGGCCGUGAUGAGCCUUAUUCAGAUGAAGCUAUUGCCUUCAUGAGGAGAAAAAUAAUGCAGAGGGAUGUUGAGAUCGAAGUGGAAACUGUUGAUAGAACUGGAACUUUCUUGGGAAGCGUUUGGGAGAACAGAACCAAUGUGGCUAUACCACUUUUAGAAGCUGGCUUGGCAAAAAUUCAAUCUUUUAGCAUUGAUAGGGUCCCAGAAGCUCAUCUGCUGAUCCAAGCUGAGCAAUCUGCUAAGCAGAAAAAUUUGAAGAUAUGGGAGAAUUAUGUUGAGGGAGAGGAAGUUACUAACGGUUCGGGUUCAGCAGCAUCAGCUGAAAGAAGACAGAAAGAAGAAUUCAAGGUAUAG